Messenger RNA from Colletotrichum godetiae, 1068 nucleotides. RefSeq lists its product as uncharacterized. The transcript has a single exon. The record is from RefSeq and is a predicted model, not a curated record. NCBI's taxonomy places the organism in Eukaryota, Fungi, Ascomycota, Sordariomycetes, Glomerellales, Glomerellaceae. Bases 141 to 791 code for a protein of 216 amino acids.
AAACAUACAACAAGCCUCUGUUUACCUUUCAAUUACGUUCAACACACACAUAUCCCAUCUCAAUAUUUGGAAACUAUAAACGAACACCAAAGUCAAACUGAAAAGAGCAUACACACUACACACAUAUACACACAUUCAAAAUGGUGAAGCCGGGCAAGCUCCUCCCUCCCGAUCCAAGACCAUGGAAAGCGGAACCUGAAAAACGCAAAGAACGCAAAGAAUUCGAAAAGGAAGUCGCAGGCUUCGACUGGGGCCAGGCCAUCGCCCUCGGUCUCAUUGGCGCAACGGUCGCUUUCGGGAUCGACAAGACCCUCAAGCGCACGGAAGAAAAGCACGAAGAGGAAGAUAGGCGAGAGGAAAGACGGAGGCAGAGGGAGAGACAGUCUCGAUCCCGCCCGCCGAGGAGUAGUCGCAGCCAGGCUGGGUACGACAGGGACAGGUAUAGAGGUGGAUACGACGACGACAGAGAUGACAGGAGCGACGACGGGCGGAGUUUUCGGGAUGAUCGGAGCGAUCGGGAUUACUAUGAUCCUGAUUGGCGUGAGGGGGAGUAUAAGUCCGUGAGGGACUAUGCGCCGCCGCCGAGCGAUGUCUCUGAAGAGAGGGCGGCGAGGGCGGUGAGGGAGGAGAGUGUUAGUGUGAGGGGUGUUGGGGGGAGGGAGUAUGUUAGGGCUAUGGACCAGUUUGAGAGGGAUUAUGGGUAUGGAGACAGGCGGCCUAGGUAUGGUGAGAGGAGACGAAGUCGGAGUAUUCCUGUGUCGAGGUCGAGGGAGUAUUAUUCAAAUUGGUGAGAACGCGACGCAGGCGUGGGGAGCGUCGUCGGCGUACCCCUGGUUCGGAUGGAUGAAGAACGGUUUGUCUGACAUCCGACAUUACGUUAUUAAACGACAUUAUGAGAAUGAUUAUGAUUAGCAUGGAAUUGGGUGGGGAUGGGUUUGGCAUAUGGGAGAAAGAUCGAAAACAUCUACAGCUAUACUGUCCCCUUCCAAAUAAGGGGUAUAGUUCCUAUGUUAGAGCGAAGCAUUUACAUGGUUUAGACGUUUUUACGUCAUUUAUCUUUUGAACAAA